AUGGAGCGGCAGCGCGCAGCCGAAAAGGCACUUCAUGACCAGACCAAUAUCCUGCCCCGUGGGCAGCUCUUCGUUGUCUUCACGGGGCUGGCCAUCUCAUUACUUAUCACGUUUGUGGAUCAGAAUGGCAUCAGCGUCACUCUGCCUACCAUCGCGGAAGACCUUGAUGCUCGGAAUACUAUAUCUUGGGCCGGCACUUCAUCAUUGAUUGCCAAUACCAUGUUCACGGUGCUGUACGGCCGCCUCUCCGAUAUCUUUGGCCGCAAGGUCAUAUAUCUGUCGACGCUCGUGCUACUCUGCAUAUCCGAUAUUCUUUGCGGAGUUUCGGUAAACCCCGAGAUGUUCUAUGUCUUUCGUGGCCUGGCUGGAGUGGCUGGUGGAGGAGUGACUUCUUUGACUAUGAUUAUCGUCUCUGAUAUCGUGACCUUGCAACAACGUGGAAAAUACCAGGGCAUCCUUGGUGCAGCAAUGGGCCUGGGAAAUAUCAUCGGGCCGUUUGUCGGUGCUGCCUUUAUAAUGAGAUCAACCUGGAGGGGCUUUUUCUGGCUCAUUGCUCCAUUAGCAGCAGUAUCCGCCCUGGUUGGUUACUUUCUGAUUCCCAACAGCCAUAAAAAUGACAGCUUCUCCAAUAAUGUCAAGCGCAUUGAUUUUCUCGGGAUCCUCACGUCGUCUGUCGCGGUUAUACUGAUCCUCAUCCCGAUCUCUGGCGGAGGUUCUUAUUUUAACUGGGAAUCAGCGAUGACCUUCCUUCUGGGAGCUGUCCACCAAGCGUACCUCUAUUACCUGCCUCUGUAUUAUCAAAACGCUCGCGAGUGGAGUCCGAUUGUCUCUGCGGCUCUGACAUGCCCCUUGAUGGUGUGCCAUUCGCUCACCUCCAUCACCACCGGUCAGUACAUUUCGCGUCGCAAGCGAUACGGCGAGCUGAUUUGGCUUGGGUUCGGGCUAUGGACACUCGGUGGUGGCCUCAUGAUUAGGUUCGACAGAUCAACCAGCCCGGCUGUCAUUGCCGUAACUGUUGGCAUUGCUGGAAUCGGGAUUGGAAGCACAUUCCAGCCUACUAUGAUAGCAUGCCAGGCGCACUGUACAAAAUCACAGCGUGCGGUAGUCAUAUCUGACCGAAACUUCUUCCGCUGUCUUGGCGGGGCCUGCGGACUCGCUGUCUCUGCUGCUGUCCUCCAAGCUGUGCUUCGAUCGCACCUUCCGGAGGCAUACAAAAGCCUUGCGCAUUCAACAUACUCACUUCCAUCCAGAGAGACUAUCUCCGACGCAGAAUGGAGUACCAUUAUCGAUGCCUACGCGGCCGCGUCCCGGGCGGUAUUCAUACUGCAAGUUCCAUUAAUAGGUGCCUGUUUUCUGUUGUGCGUUUUCGUUCGUGAUCGGGGGUUGGAACGUCCCAAGGACCCAAAUGAGGAAGAACCAAACGAGCAACGUCAGCCGGCGGGCAGUCAAACACCUAAUGAGCACCAGAAACCUGAGGCAGUGACAAAAGCCAGAAAAUGA
Messenger RNA from Aspergillus nidulans FGSC A4, 1500 nucleotides. RefSeq lists its product as uncharacterized. Gene Ontology annotation, cellular component: endomembrane system. The transcript has 3 exons. Gene Ontology annotation, molecular function: transmembrane transporter activity. Bases 1 to 1500 code for a protein of 499 amino acids. Gene Ontology annotation, biological process: transmembrane transport. The record is from RefSeq and is a predicted model, not a curated record. Lineage: Eukaryota; Fungi; Ascomycota; Eurotiomycetes; Eurotiales; Aspergillaceae.